Nasonia vitripennis (jewel wasp) is the source of this 4232-nucleotide messenger RNA. RefSeq lists its product as uncharacterized. The record is from RefSeq and is a predicted model, not a curated record. Bases 360 to 2909 code for a protein of 849 amino acids. NCBI's taxonomy places the organism in Eukaryota, Metazoa, Arthropoda, Insecta, Hymenoptera, Pteromalidae. The transcript is spliced from 13 exons.
UUUCAAAACUUUCGCCCGGCGUCAAGUGCGACUAUCGCUGCCGUCGUAUAUAGAUUCUUUAGCUGUACGACCAUAACACCGAAGUUUGAUCAAUAGUUCAUCGAAUAAACAACAAUGAUUAACGUAGCAACGAGAGCCUCGAGACUUGGUACAUUUCUCUUCAAAUAUACGAAAAAAGAAUCUAGAAAAUCUUCGUUAAGUCAAUGUAGAAACACAUUUGCAACUUGUUCGAGAGGUUAUGUUGAGACUUGCAAUGAUAAAAGUCUAUAUUCUAAUAAAAAUCUAAGUGUGAAAGCGGAUAUAUUCAUUCGGAACAUUUGUUGCAUCGCUCGAAGGCAAUUGUCUACAGAACAGUCAACAUGGAGAUUAUGGAAGAUGGAAAUUUGGUGGAUCGGGUGAGGAUCCUCUUGCAGCGAGAUAUGCAAUACUAUCAGGAGAUGCAAACGGUGCUGCGAGAGCAGGUGUGCGUCAGAGUGAGCGGCGGGAAAUUCGACUUUCCACGUCACGCCUCAUUCGCGGCUAUCAAAAUAGUCACCUGGUGGGAAGCUGAGUUCAUGGCAGCAUUCAAUCGGCCCUCCGGCUUAAGCUCAGCCAGUCAGGACAGUUCAGUCCUUGCCGGCGAUGGCGCAGUCGUUAAAAAAACCCAGCCGAGUGAAUUCAUUCUCCUCGUCGUCGAAACUUCCAAACAACUCUUGGAACACCUGCACACACUGAUACAGGAAUCCCUGGAUCACGCAGAUUUGACGGUACUCACGGCAACGCUGGGAGCCGCAGCCCUCAUUCGCAAUUGCCUCUGGUGUUACAAUCAACGCGCCAAAGGCAGAAUUACCGAGCAGUCCAGUGACAAGCUAUUAAGAUGUUACAAGUCAUACAACGAAAUGGCCGAAGCAGUGGCGGAGAGACUUUUGGAUCUUCACUGCCGUCUUAUCUCAUUGUAUAUCCUUAACGAAGCAGAUUCGUUGAACUGGCAAAGCGAUAAACCCUUUUUCGAAAAAGAGAGGUGCUCUUACGUCAUCCAAAUGUGGUGGCUCUACAUGCAAGGGACGAAAACGGAUCUCUGGAACACGGUAUCCCCGAAAAUGGCCCAGCGCAUCUUCUCCGGCAUGCUCAACGAGUCUCUCUCCAUCAUUGUCGCCCGCUUCAUUCACGGUCGACCUAGCCUCGCUCGAUCCAUGCAAUUUUGGGCAGAUGCAUUCAAUGUGCUAUGCUGUACCGCCUGUUUGGCGCUCAGUGUCUGUGUCUCAGGUGAUGAGAUGAUCGGAUUGAACGUCGAGAAGCUCUCGACUUACGUAAGAGAUAUUCACGCCAAAUGCAACGAGCUACUGAUAUGUCUGUUGCUCAGAGGCGCACCGCUCAAAAUACUCUUUCAGAUAUUUCGCAAAGGCCUGGACAAUUUAACGAUCUCAAAACCGAGAUGUGGGCCAUCUCCCUGGCUGUAUGUUUGCAGUCCAAAUCUCUUCGGCGUCACUCAUUCGAAGUCAAAAGGAUUUCAGAAUCUCGGCGAGGAUCAGGCAGCAAUCCUCGAACUAUACGUACUAAAAUCUCAACCGCAACCUAAUUGGACUCAGUUGAUUAAAGUCCUCUCCAUGAACAACUACUCUCUGGCUCGUGCACUGCUCGGCGUUCUCGUGCGCCAGUGCGUCGGUCACGUGGAUGUCGAUCCGUCUCAUCGGUCAAACACCAGCACUCCUGUUGAGGGCGUAGCAAUGGGCGGCAGCACUCCAGCUGCAGCCAAGAAUAAAGAAACCGACAAGGAGGAAAAGUGCGGCGGCUUCCUUUGUACCGGGAAAUCGUGCAAACGCACACUCAGCAUCACCCCGGCCAUGGGAUUGCACGGGCUUGUGUACAUACUCGCUAACACAGCCUGCGAUCCCUUACGCGUCCUUGUGCCCGCUCUCAAACAGGAUCCAGCUUGGUCGAGCUAUCUCGACAGACAACAGGUGUGGAAUCAAGCAAGACCACCUUGGCUUAACGCUCUCUUGGAAUUUUUGCGACCGUUUACGACACCGAUUGUGGAUACGCUUCUUGACGCUGUAAAGACGGGAGCGAGCAUCUAUCAAGCUAUGUCCUUGGCGUUGGGCUGCUUGGGUGAGCUUCACGAUUGUCUGCCACUAGGCGUACUCCAGAUGGCCUUGUGCAUGGACGAGAACGUACCGGCCCAUUGUCGGCCCAUAGGCGGUUCUGUUCUACUGCAGGUGAUGAUCUCUGCUCUUUACGCGGCGCUACUGCAAACAGCACGAGAUACAUCAGCCUCGACUGCUCAACAAAAUCUGGAGACCGAAGUGAGACUACAGGAAUCGGAAGGUGGCUCCUUUGAUCCUCAGAACAGAGCCGCAUCUGCCAUCGCUUUGUCGGAGGCCUUGUGCAGCAUCGACGAGGACAACAAACACACUGCACAAAUAGAUGAUCUUAUGGAUUUCAUGCGCGAGAGUUUGGUGAGACGCUCAGCGGCGGUAGGUUUCGCCGAAAUCGAGGACGUGAUGUGCAUUAUCGAGAGCUAUACUGACCAGCUCGCUUUCACCGAAAUUGGACGUAGUUCGCUGAAGAUAGUGCACGAGUAUCUGAUCCGCGCGUCGAAGCCCCUGUUGGAAAUGUUGCACGACGAGAACAGACAUAAGGUGCCGGACUCGCGCGUUAUCGCUUACUCGCCUCAACCGACUAAGCCCCUUACCAACAUAAUGUUCCACAUCGACGAUACGGCUUUCGACCGUCUACUGAUCAACUACGAAGCACUGGACUGGGAGCUGAUGUUUGAAAUUCCGCUGUCUGUGACGAGCCAGCGCGUGCGAGCUCAGGUACUUUCCAGGCCUGAACUUAUCAACAUCCUGCAGCUUGAACAGGACGAUCGCGAGGCUGCUAACUUUGUAAAGCAGCUCUGCACCACCGGUGUACUCAACCGGAGGAGUUAAGCACCUUUCUAGCACGUCCGCGGUACGGAAGUGCCUUAUUUUAAUCGAAAUAUUUAGUUUCAAUCACUUUGCAAUAAUACGCUGACUCCAAAGUAGUAAACUAAUAAUGAUGCAUAAAUAUUAAAUGACAAUAGAACAAAAUUUUAUAAUAAUAUAAAAAUUGAGAAAAAUAAGUAAAAAGUGUACGGAAAUAGAUAGGUAUUAUUGAUCAAGAAUUCUCAUGUGAUUUAGCUUUAUAAUUUCAUUCGUGUAUUUAUAAAGUGUGCAAUUAUUUAGAUUAUAAAUUUUCCAUGAAUACAAGUAGUUUUUAAUUACAACAAAAACAAUGCUUCGUACAGAAAAAUAAUACUUUCAAUACAUAUUUGUACUUAUAAAAAACGACAUAUCAUAUGAUAAUAAAAAAAUUAUAAAUCACUUUUUUAAAACGUGGCUUGAUCUAUAAGCAUAUAUUCUUUCUACACAAAUAUAUAUCGACUAUCAGUAUUUUACGAAUGUUUCAACCUUCUUUUAGGAAAAUAGCUUUAAAUCAUUAUUUUUAAUAGAUUCAAACUUGUUUCUUUAAAAAUUUGUAUAUCCUAUAGAACGACCAUAAUACAUAUUACGUAGUUAAAAUUAUACAUUUCAACUAUAUAUAUAUAAAAUUUGUCUAAAGUUUUUCACAAUCAAUCAACUCUUUUGAAUUGAAUACAAUCCUCAAUCAGCAUCAUCUACCAAAUAAUAUUGAAACUAUAAACAUCGCAGUGUUUAAUUACAACUUAAAAUCAAACUAAUAAACUAUAUAUAAGGUUUCAAUAAACAUAUUCGUUUUAUAAGUCCAAGUUUGUCCAGACUUUUCUUUAUUUCAACAGAGUUGUACAAUUUUAUUGAAUUUUAAGACUUACUGUUACCAAUGAGAUAUAUUCAUAAAGAACCUACUCAUAACGAUUAACGUCAUAGGAAUAUAUUUAAAACGAAAAGGAAUUUAAAUCUUUACAUAUGCAAGACGUGUUUUCAUUGACAAAGUGAACGUUUAUCAGUUUUAUUUUUCUCAUGCAAGGACGAUCACACGACAGUUGGCACAUUGAUGAGCUGUGGUACCUUGACGAACAUAUCAUAUAGAGGACUAUUCUUAGAAUCUGAUCAUUUUAUUAUUGUAUGUUAUAAUGCACAUGCAAUGAUUUGCAAUUAGUAACACAUACAUUUGGUUAAAGCCAGUUUAUAAGUAGAGAGCUGGAUAGAUGACUCGUUACAAAAGUGAGGCGAGCUCUGCUUAUUGAUUUUCAUCGUUCUCGGCUCUCGUCUCUUUCUAUACAAUGACUCAUAUAUCCACACACACACAUCGAA